Messenger RNA from Cladocopium goreaui, 328 nucleotides. NCBI's taxonomy places the organism in Eukaryota, Dinophyceae, Suessiales, Symbiodiniaceae. The record is from the annotation of a GenBank genome assembly.
UGAACGGCGCAGCUGGUGCAGCAUUUUGGGACGCCAUGGUCGACUACUCCAAAUGGGACAAGCUGGACAUCAGCGACGACGAAGCGCCCAAGCCUCGGCCGCACGUGUCCAAGUUCGACGCGCCGCAGACGGUGACCAUCGGUGGACAGGGUCAAGCUGCUGCUGACGUCGAGAUGGAGGAGGAUGAUGAUGAGCCAUUUGAGACUGAGGACGACGGCCUGGUGGAUGGUGACGAUCGCCGGGAAGACGUGUUGCAGUGCCGCGCGCUGGGUGAAAGGGCCUUGAGGAACGGUGACGUCUCGGAAGGCAUCCGCUUGUUGGAGAAGGC